Melampsora larici-populina 98AG31 is the source of this 720-nucleotide messenger RNA. RefSeq lists its product as uncharacterized. The record is from RefSeq and is a predicted model, not a curated record. Lineage: Eukaryota; Fungi; Basidiomycota; Pucciniomycetes; Pucciniales; Melampsoraceae. The transcript has 5 exons. Bases 1 to 720 code for a protein of 239 amino acids.
AUGCUCUUCUCUACACUUUUCACGACUGCCCUCUGUCUAGCCGGCGUGUCUGCUAAGACGCACUCCUUUGCACGGUCGCUCAAACCUACCCGUAUGGCUGACCCUUAUGCGAGCCUCCAAGCUCGUGCGGUCCCUGACAGUCAUUCGCCUGCUACCCGGACUGUUAUGCCUGCUUCUAACCCGCAAUCAAAGAAAACCAUCGGCCUCACCCUCAAAAUGCAUGCUAUCCUAUCUCAAUGCCGUCACAACGUCGCCAAACAUGUUGACAAAAUCAAGCACCACUGCCGAAAGACCGAGAGCCGUCAAAUCAUCCUCACCAGUAUUAUGGUCGAACUCGAGGCAAUGCUUGUGAUCUUCCACGAAACCGUCACUCAAACCAAAGAAUGCUCUCACACCCCAACUCCUUCGCAGACGCCGACCACCACGCCGCGAACAAUUAACGACGUCAUUGAGAUCGUGUUGCAACUCAUCAUCCUCGUCAAGAUUACCAUUUUGGAGAUGCUAGAAUUCAUUGACGAGGAGUCUGUGCGUAAUCAGUGCGGAGAUGUUCUUCAUCGCCUGACAAGCUCAGUCAGCGAGAUCAUUGUUGCAGUCAACGUGAACGUUCAGGGUUCAGUAACCAUCUUAUCUCAGAUCGGAGCUCACGCCUUGAAGUCCGUUCAAUCAUUUGGUUUCGGGUUCGAAGCCAUCCUCGAGGUCGUUCAGACCUAUUCAUCUUAA